AUCAAAAAAUAUUUACAUGUUUUGGUAAAGGUCGUUGACAAGAUUCCUGUGGGUGACAAUUGGCCAAUUAUAUUUUGCCAAAAUGUCCAUUUAUUAGCUCAUCUCAUUGAAAGUGACUAUUUUUCUUGGGCUUUUGAGAUGAUUUGCGGUGCUACCGCCUGUUAGUGUAAUUUACAAGUUAGUACGCAAAGUCCAGCACCGGUAGGGAGAGAGAGAGAGAGAGAGAUGGGUCUGCUCACCCAUAGAGUGGAGAGAAAUGAAAUCAAGCCAGGGGAUCACAUCUACACUUACAGAGCUGUUUUCACUUAUUCUCACCAUGGUAUCUUUGUUGGCGGAAACAAGAUGGUCCAUUUUACACCCAGACGGAAUGCAAAUUCAAGCUCUGAUACAUCUUCUGAUAUCUAUGAUGUUCCCUCAUCCUGUGAUAUUCCUGACUGUGGAUUCAGGCAACCCAAUAGUGGGGUAGCCCUCUCCUGCCUGGACUGCUUCCUUGGAAAGGGAUCCCUUUACUGCUUUGAAUAUGGGGUAACCCCUUCUGUCUUUCUAGCAAAAUUACGUGGAGGUACAUGCACCACAGCUGCAUCUGACCCACCAGAAACAGUUAUCCACCGAGCUAUGUAUCUUCUUCAAAAUGGAUUUGGGAAUUAUGAUGUUAUUGGGAACAACUGCGAGGAUUUUGCUUUGUACUGCAAAACAGGUCUUCUGGUAAUGGACAAGCAGGGGGUUGGAAGAAGUGGUCAGGCUUCUUCAGUCAUUGGUGCUCCAUUGGCUGCUCUUCUUUCAUCCCCUUUAAAGUUGCUAAUGCCAAGUCCUGUUGGUGUUGCAACAGUAACAGCCGGGAUGUACUGUAUGAGCAGAUACGCUACUGAUAUAGGUGUUCGGAGUGAUGUGAUUAAAGUUGCUGUGGAAGACCUGGCUGUGAACCUGGGCUGGGAAGAACCUCACGAGGAAGUCUAUGAAGAUAAUGGGGCUUCGCGCAGAUUGAUUGCCAUGUGACACUAAUUUCAUCAGUCUUCAUGUGAGGCUAUGAACACAUGCUAUUGCUAUUAUCAAUUAAUAAGAAUUUGUCCAUGUUAACAAAACUUCUCAAAUGGGAAUUAAUGGUUUCAUUGCAAGUUAGAACAGGUUUGACUACUAAACUGUUAAAUGAUGGUCUGUCCUAUGUUGUUAUUUACUUGUGAAAUCCAGUCUAUAUACUUUUAAUGGUUUUGUCAAA
Messenger RNA from Hevea brasiliensis (rubber tree), 1216 nucleotides. RefSeq names its product protein LEAD-SENSITIVE 1. The coding region runs from base 226 to 996 and encodes 256 amino acids. The transcript has 2 exons. Lineage: Eukaryota; Viridiplantae; Streptophyta; Magnoliopsida; Malpighiales; Euphorbiaceae. The record is from RefSeq and is a predicted model, not a curated record.